Puntigrus tetrazona (Sumatra barb) is the source of this 1389-nucleotide messenger RNA. Its product is annotated as C-type lectin domain family 4 member C. The transcript has 3 exons. The record is from RefSeq and is a predicted model, not a curated record. Gene Ontology annotation, biological process: biological process involved in interspecies interaction between organisms; immune response. Gene Ontology annotation, molecular function: carbohydrate binding. The annotation marks the transcript as partial. Lineage: Eukaryota; Metazoa; Chordata; Actinopteri; Cypriniformes; Cyprinidae. Gene Ontology annotation, cellular component: external side of plasma membrane.
GCUUUCGCAGAGAAGUGGGUCCAGGACAGAGACAGAUUCUAUGUUUUCUCCAGCGAUAAAAAGGACUGGAACAGCAGCAGACGACGCUGUCAGGAUCUGGGUGGAGAUCUGGUCAUCAUCAACAACAAAGAGGAGCAGAACUAUCUUGCAAAGAAGAUACACGCUAUUGGCAGAGACGCGUUAUAUUGGAUUGGUCUGACUGAUAGCCGCACAGAAGGUGUAUGGCUGUGGGUGGACAACACCAAGGAUCAUCUUGAGUUUUGGGCGCUGCCUCCUGAUGAUCACAAAUCAGCUGACAAUCCUCUGGGGGAGGACUGUGUUGUACUGAAUGGACGAACGUUUGAGGCCAAGUGGGGAGAUGUUUUUUGCUUGAGGCAGGAGAGAAGCAUUUGUGAGAUUCCCUGUUCUGACUAAAUGAUAUUUCCAUAUGUAGUUUACGCAUCCUUUUACACGCAUGUAAUAAAAUGUGCAUAGGCCCUGGGGAAAAUGUACAAUAAAGAUCAAAUUAAAGUGGCAUAUGAUCAUAAUAAAUGUAAGAGAAAAAAAAUCUGAUUGGUCACUUAAUGUAAACAGUUAUAAAGAGGAGCUUGUUUAGGACUAUUUUGACAUUUUUAUACAUUUUCAUAAAAGAUCAAAGGAAAAACUCUAAACUCAGCCGAAGACUAAGAGUAGUCUUCAGCUACCACAAAUUCUGUGGUUUUUCAGCAUUUUCUGUGUUUGAGUUAGAUUUUUUUUUUGUUUUUGAACCCUUUCCGACAGUGACUGUAUGAUUUUGAGAUCCAUCUUUUCACACUGAUGACAGCUGAGGGACUCGUAUGCAACUAUUAGAGAAGGUUGAAAAGCUCACUGAUGCUCCAGAAAGAAAGCACAAUGCAUGAAAAAUUCUAAACAGAAUGAAGAUUUUUUUCUUAUUUUGCCUAAAUAUCAUAUCUUCUCAUUCAGUACUGCCCUUCAGGAGCUACAGAAGAUAUGUGCAUGUUUCCCAGAAGACCAAAUAAGUUAAUUUUACCAUGGUCUUCAAAUUUAACAUUUUUUCCAACCCCUGGCUCUUAACACGUUGUGUUUCCUUCUGGAGCAUCAGAGAGCUUUUGAAACUUCUGUAAUAGUUGCAUAUGAGUCCCUCAGUUGUCCUCAAAAAUGAUGAAAAAACACGGAAUUUUGUAGCUGAGGAACAUUUUUCUGAAGAACAGCCGGCUGGUUAACUGUUCAAGAGACAAACAAAGAGAAACAUGAACAGCUAUCACUAAAAACACAGCUGUGGAUCAUUCAGCUAACAACACAGUAAUAAAAAACUAGAGUCAUAUUUAUACAUUCGUCUAUUAUUUUCUCUUAUUGACUGUAAAUGUUUUUUAUGUGAAAUGUCUUAUUCAGGUCAGUACUAUAUAAAAA